This is a messenger RNA of Aspergillus ruber CBS 135680, 1176 nucleotides long. RefSeq names its product aminoglycoside phosphotransferase family protein. The record is from RefSeq and is a predicted model, not a curated record. The coding region runs from base 1 to 1176 and encodes 391 amino acids. Lineage: Eukaryota; Fungi; Ascomycota; Eurotiomycetes; Eurotiales; Aspergillaceae. The transcript is spliced from 3 exons.
AUGGUCACCGAAGCAGUACUCAUCUUAGGCUUGCUCCACUCAAGUGGCCUUAAAAAAAGCACCUUUGCAAAAUUCAAUGCUCAUACAUUGAGAAAGCUACAAGCUGCCGUCAGUCAAGAUCCAGAGAUUGAUUUGACCACACAAAUGCCUAUCGAUUACACCGGCCGCCUGAUCAGAAUGCAAACUAGCAAAGAGGUCCUUGAGAUAUCCAGCAAUGGAUCUCAAAGGUCUACGAAGCUCAAGGAAGAAGAAAUACGAGAAUCCCUCAACCCGUCAGAUACUGUGCAUAUAUUAUUUCCUCUGUCUCGAGAGGUGCUGAGACUUGUGGAAGACAUCUCCAAGACUGCAGAACCUUUACCAAAUUGCCUUUCUCAACGUUUGUUUGAAGUCAUGCAGGCGAGCGAGGUUCUAUGGAAGGCCCCAUUUCCACUUCACAAGAUGGUUUUCAAGUGUGCUGCGGACAUUGUUGUUAAAGCGGUGCGGGAUAUAGAUGAUUACACUGAGUACACGACUUUGCAAUAUCUCGAGCAACAUAUACCAGAUUGUCCGGCUCCGAGGCCUCUAGGAUGCGUGCAAAUGAGUGGAAUAUCACUUGUCUUUCUGACUCACAAGCCAUCGACGUCCCUUGGAGAGGUAUGGCAGGUCCUGGACAGUGACCAGAAAGCUUCGGUCAGGGAUCAGUUGGAGACUAUUUUGACAAAAUUAAGAUCGUUGCCCUAUGUAGAUGGGCGUCCUCUUGGAGGAGUGGCCGGUGAAGGCUGCAAAGAUGCCAGAAGGCACCUUCGGCGGAGUGACAAACCAAUCAAAACACUUGGUGAAUUCGAGGAUUUCAUGUUCUCGAGUUCUCGCCCUGGCGGUUUGGUAUUCGUAGAGUUGCUUCGCCAGCUUUCCCCAUGCUUAUCCUCUCCUCCAAAUAUUGUUUUUACGCACGGUGAUCUUCGGCCGGAUAAUAUUACGGUAGAGAUCGUCGACCGUAAUCGAUGUGUCGUUACCGGCAUUCUUGAUUGGGAGUACAGUGGCUUUUACCCAGACUAUUAUGAAGCUGUUAGGUGCACCAAUUGCUUGUCGUCGUGCGAGGACAACGACUGGUUUUUGUUUCUUCCUGAUUGUAAUUCGUCGAAACGCUAUACUCAUUGGUGGCUCUUAGAUCAGGUGCGAGAGACUAGGAGUAUGUGA